AUGGGACUCAAAAUUUCAAGCUUUGACCCAUAUCUCACAAUGGGACCGUCGCCUCUUGACCGGACCGCGCUUCAGACAGACUCUUCGGGUGCAUACAACCGGAGAGUGUCGGAGGGCAUCAUCCGCGAUGAGGCGGCUCCGUGUUGCCCGGGCCGGGAGGCGGCCUGCACCAGCGAGGGCUGGAGGUCCGACCAGGCCUGCGGGGCCGCCCGGGACUAUGACGCGGCCUGUCCGGCGGUAUCCUGUGCGGUGAGCGAGUGGACCGAGCGGUGCGGCUGUGCCGAGCCGUGCAGGGCCACAGUUCGCAGGCGGAGCAGGGUCGUCGUGCAGGAGCCGCUCAACGCAGGGACACCCUGUCCCCAUCUGGAGGAACACGCCGGCUGCGCGGAGUACUGGUCGACGCGAGGCCACUGUCCCAGCGCACUCGUCCCAGCUCUUAUUACCACAGGUGGCUAUGGCAACACCAGGAAGAAAAGUGACACCCCUGACAGCGUGGACAUUAUCGGGUAUUACGUUCAGACUGUUCAGAAAAAUGCGAAGUUACGGUCUUUUAGUACAUCGUAUACUUAGCUUGUGUGUGUGUGUGUGUGUGUGUGUGUGUGUGUGUGUGUGUGUGUGU
Scophthalmus maximus (turbot) is the source of this 619-nucleotide messenger RNA. RefSeq names its product somatomedin-B and thrombospondin type-1 domain-containing protein. The transcript is spliced from 4 exons. NCBI's taxonomy places the organism in Eukaryota, Metazoa, Chordata, Actinopteri, Pleuronectiformes, Scophthalmidae. The coding region runs from base 1 to 570 and encodes 189 amino acids. The record is from RefSeq and is a predicted model, not a curated record.